This is a messenger RNA of Penicillium nucicola, 420 nucleotides long. RefSeq lists its product as uncharacterized. The record is from RefSeq and is a predicted model, not a curated record. The transcript has 2 exons. NCBI's taxonomy places the organism in Eukaryota, Fungi, Ascomycota, Eurotiomycetes, Eurotiales, Aspergillaceae. Bases 1 to 420 code for a protein of 139 amino acids.
AUGCCGUUGGCGCAGUUCACAUGGCUGGGUCCCCUGGUGACUGGAACGGCCCUCCUCCAGGUUCUUUCCACAGAGACCUCCCAAAUACUCGACGAGACGAGUCACCUUCAGGACCUCCAUCCAAGCGUCAACGAACUCGAAGUCCCUCUCCUCGUGGUCGCCGACCUCCACUUCCUCCACAGUCAAAUUACGGCAAGCACAGUGAAGGACGGGACCGAAGUCCUCCAUUCAAGAAACGCGGUGAACGUGGUGGGCGGUUCCAGGGCCGUGGUGGUCCCAGGCGAAGAUCUCCUCGACGAGGCCGAGAUCGUCGUGGGAAAGACCGUCACCGUCCUGAUAUUCCUCGCCCAGGAACAUCCAGAUCACCAAUCCAUGAUCGGGGAUUUCAUCCUUCACCUGGCCGACGAUCUAGAUCGUUAA